Molecule: messenger RNA, 380 nt
Organism: Phyllotreta striolata
Lineage: Eukaryota; Metazoa; Arthropoda; Insecta; Coleoptera; Chrysomelidae
Source: the annotation of a GenBank genome assembly
AUGAUGUUCUAUGGUUCUUUUACUGCAGUGUUGCUGUUGCUAUUGGUGAAUUGUUCGGAGCAGCAGAUGGGACCACCUAAUAUGGGAAUGGGUCCCCCAAUGGGGAUGGGCCCUCCCCCGGGAAUGGGAGGACCACCGUUUAAUUUCAAUAAUGCCAAUUGCCCUUGGUCCCAAAAUAAAACCAACAAUUCACCAGGUAAUACCCCGCCUAGUAAUAGUACUAGUACAGGAUAAGAAGUCUUCGAUUUUUCAUUACAAAAUGUAGAAAAAUGGUCCUCAAUAAAUUGCUUUUCAUUGGUAAUACAAAUCCUUUUCCUAUACAACAUUGUUAAUCAGUUAUUAAAAAAAAAGGAUGUGCCCGCGAAGGAUCCUGGUUCGAC